Molecule: messenger RNA, 1445 nt
Organism: Dromiciops gliroides (monito del monte)
Lineage: Eukaryota; Metazoa; Chordata; Mammalia; Microbiotheria; Microbiotheriidae
Gene: JMJD8
Product: jumonji domain containing 8
Exons: 8
Coding region: 75-1256 (393 amino acids)
Cellular component (GO): cytoplasm
Source: RefSeq, a predicted model, not a curated record
UGCUGCAAUUAAGUCUGUACUCUGUAAAGAGGAAGGCGAGCACUCUUCCGAGACUGGGGGAAGUUGGUGCAGGGAUGGGAGGAGAAAAUGCUGCCGGAAGCACGUUCCCGCUAGGGAAGAGUUUUCCGGUCGCUGAGGGAGUCUCUAAGGCAACCAUUUUUUCUGCCAAUCUCAGCUUGGUCCCUCACGCGAAGCCUGUCGGGGGUUGUAGUCCUUGCUGCGAAGGCCACAAUGCUCCGCGGUGGAUGCGGCGGGGCUUCGAUCAGGCGGGGCAGAGUACUGCCCGGUCCUUGAGCAAAUCUAGAGCUUACCCAGAGGUUCGGCUCCCGCCGCAAUCGGAGGGUUUCGUCUACAUGAGGCUGGGACCUCGGCUCAGGAUGCAGUUCAUGUUCCUGGUGCUAGUAGCCCUCGCCUGCCCCGAGAACGGGACCCCCGUCAGCGGGGGCUGGGAGCUGAGUGAGCACCAGGCCCUAGAAGAAGAGGAGCAGUGUACUGUGGAUCGAAGAACGAACCUGACUUAUGCAGAGUUCAUCCAUCAAUAUGCCUUCUCUAGACCUGUCAUUCUACAAAGACUCACCAACAACUCACUGUUCCAGGACCUGUGCUCCAAAGAGAAGCUACUGGCAGAAUUUGGAGACUUUAGGAUCAGGCUGAGUACAGCUAACACACAUUCUUAUCAGAAAGGUGAGCCACUGUGUCUAACACCACCUUUGUGCAACCUCCAGCAGGACUCUUGUUCUUUGUUGCUCUCUCCUGACUUCCAACCUUUUCCUUUUUCUACAGUAGACCUCUCUUUUCAAGAAUAUGUGGAACAACUGCUACAGCCUCAAGACCCCAACUCCCUAGGAAAUGACACACUAUACUUCUUUGGGGACAAUAAUUUCACUGAAUGGGGAGGACUAUUCCAACACUACUCCCCACCUCCUUUUCGUCUCUUGGGCACUACUGCAGCCUACAGCUUUGGAAUUGCAGGUGCUGGUUCUGGAGUACCCUUCCACUGGCAUGGGCCAGGCUAUUCUGAGGUGAUCUUUGGACGAAAGCGAUGGUUCCUGUAUCCUCCAGAGAAGAGGCCCGAUUUUCAUCCCAACAAAACCACCUUGGCCUGGCUACGGGAUACAUACCCAGCACUCCCCAUCCCUGAACGGCCCCUACAGUGUACUGUCCAGGCUGGUGAGGUGCUGUACUUCCCUGACCGUUGGUGGCAUGCCACCCUGAACCUUGACACCAGUGUCUUCAUCUCCACAUUUUUGGGCUAGAGGCAACAGCAACCUCCGGGCUGAGGCUGCCCCACUGCCACCCUCUGACUUCAAGUGCUGUUAAUUUAUUGCCACAAUUUCCCUAUAAUGAAGUAAUGGUGCUGGCUCUGCUGCCUUGUGUCUCUGUGCCAGCCAUUUUCUGCCCUCUUGCUUAGGGCUGGAAGACAAAUCAGCAUGAAGUGAAGGGGG